Molecule: messenger RNA, 4717 nt
Organism: Tupaia belangeri chinensis (Chinese tree shrew)
Lineage: Eukaryota; Metazoa; Chordata; Mammalia; Scandentia; Tupaiidae
Gene: CPNE3
Product: copine 3
Exons: 16
Coding region: 153-1754 (533 amino acids)
Biological process (GO): cellular response to calcium ion; ERBB2 signaling pathway
Cellular component (GO): plasma membrane
Molecular function (GO): receptor tyrosine kinase binding; calcium-dependent phospholipid binding
Source: RefSeq, a predicted model, not a curated record
CUUUAGCCCCACCCCAGGGCCCCGCCCCGCCCCCCUGUGCCUGUCCUGCUCAAGGUUCCUGUGAAUCCCGGGCAGCACCGCGGACCGAGGAACGCUGCUGGCCCAGUCUUCACUCUCACGGACUUCCACUCCCAGGAUCAGCACCUUGAGAGAUGGCUGCCCAGUGUGUCACGAAGGUGGAGCUGAAUAUUUCCUGUAACAACCUUAUGGAUACCGACGUAGGGUCAAAGUCAGACCCCUUGUGUGUGUUAUUUUUGAAUACGAGUGGUCAACAGUGGUAUGAGGUUGAACGCACAGAAAAGAUUAAGAAUUGCUUGAAUCCCAAAUUUUCCAAGACGUUUAUUAUUGAUUACUACUUCGAAGUGGUUCAGAAAUUGAAAUUUGGAAUUUAUGACAUUGACAACAAAACCAUUGAGCUGAGUGAUGAUGACUUCUUAGGCGAAUGUGAAUGUACUCUGGGACAAAUUGUUUCCAGUAAGAAGCUAACUCGACCGCUGGUGCUUAAAAAUGGCAGACCUGCGGGGAAUGGGAGCAUUACGAUUUCAGCUGAAGAAAUUAAGGAUAAUAGAGUUGUCUUAUUUGAGAUGGAAGCCAGAAAACUGGAUAAUAAGGAUCUUUUUGGAAAGUCAGACCCAUACCUAGAAUUCCAUAAGCAGACAUCUGAUGGAAGCUGGCUGAUGGUUCAUCGAACAGAGGUUAUUAAAAACAACUUGAAUCCUGUCUGGAGGCCUUUUAAAAUCUCUCUUAACUCUCUGUGCUAUGGAGAUAUGGAUAAAACCAUUAAGGUAGAGUGUUAUGAUUAUGACAAUGAUGGGUCACAUGAUCUUAUUGGAACAUUUCAAACUACUAUGACAAAACUGAAAGAUGCCUCCAGAAACUCACCUAUUGAAUUUGAAUGCAUAAAUGAAAAAAAGAGGCAAAAGAAGAAAAGCUACAAGAAUUCAGGUGUCAUCAGUGUGAAACAGUGUGAGAUUACAGUAGAAUGCACAUUCCUUGACUAUAUCAUGGGAGGAUGUCAGCUGAAUUUUACUGUGGGAGUGGACUUCACUGGCUCCAAUGGCGACCCAAGGUCUCCGGACUCCCUUCAUUACAUCAGCCCCAAUGGUGUUAAUGAGUAUCUGACUGCUAUAUGGUCUGUGGGACUUGUCAUUCAAGAUUAUGAUGCUGAUAAGAUGUUUCCAGCUUUUGGUUUUGGAGCUCAGAUACCUCCUCAGUGGCAGGUAUCACAUGAAUUUCCAAUGAACUUUAAUCCUGCCAAUCCCUACUGUAAUGGAAUCCAAGGCAUUGUAGAGGCAUAUCGGGCCUGUCUCCCUCAGGUUAAACUCUAUGGACCAACUAAUUUUUCUCCCAUCAUAAAUCAUGUGGCCAGGUUUGCUGCUGCAGCCACACAACAGCAGACAGCUUCUCAAUAUUUUGUACUUUUAAUCAUUACUGAUGGUGUGAUCACAGACCUAGAUGAAACCAGACAAGCCAUAGUCAAUGCUGCCAAGCUGCCCAUGUCCAUCAUCAUUGUUGGAGUCGGAGGUGCUGACUUUGGUGCCAUGGAGUUUCUGGAUGCUGAUGGUGGAAGUCUCCGCUCCCCAUCAGGUGAAGUGGCCAUCAGAGAUAUCGUCCAAUUUGUGCCUUUCAGACAGUUCCAGAAUUCUCCAAAGGAAGCACUUGCUCAGUGUGUCUUGGCGGAGAUUCCCCAGCAGGUGGUGGGCUACUUCAACACGUACAAACUCCUUCCUCCCAAGAACCCAGCUACGAAAUAGAAGGAGCUACGACAGAAUUCUUUAGCGCUGUGUGGAACAAUGCCAUCUCUUAUCCCAAAUCAUAUAUGUGCCAUUGUACGUACUUUUGACCCCCAGAAUUUAUGAUGUAAACCUCGUCCUCGUUCUCUAGGAAUCAUACAUGUUUAAAGCGUUCUUUUUAUAUUUGUUUGUGGGAAACAAUGCCAAGGCCAUCUUUGCCUAAUCUGUUCAGUGAUUGCUAGUAAUUUACAGUAAUUGCAGUGAGGCCAUUUGGGUUAAAAACUAGUGUGGGGAAAAGCUGGUUUUGUUGUUUAUGUUUUAAAUAAUAAAAAUACUGUUUUUGAAUGUGUUGCAAAGGAAAGAAUGAGAAAUUGGGCGGACGAUGUGAUUCGCAGGUUGCUGUACUUUGUUCUCAGUGUAUGUUUUACAAGUCAGUGUCCACACCUAAUUAUGAGAGCUUCUUAAGUUACAUAAUGUUGAAUUCGUUCCUAUAAUUCUGUACUCAGUGCUUUUCCAUGGAGUAAAUGACAGUCCUUCCUUGCAUCUGAGUUUUGCUGCACCUCACAUGCUGCAUGGUUUAUGAAACACCCAUGGGCCUUAAUGAAAAGUACUGAAUGAGCAGGACAGGCACAUACUGAAUUUUUUAAAUGUACAAUCAACAAGUAGAAACUUGUAAGGAAGUAUGAGCCAUUUUUAUUUGCCUUUCUGGAUUUUUAGUUUUCAUUUUGGAAUAUUAUAAAUGCAGUCAUAUUUGGUUUUCUUUUCAGUGACUGAAUGUGACACUCAGGAUUCUGUAGAUACAUAGACAAUAGGUUGGCCCUGAUUCUACAUUAUAAGAUUAUUUAAACUGGUUUGUUAAAAUGGUUAGGAAGGACUGUUUUGUCCAGGAGAGCCAUGAGGACCAAACAUGUAAGGUGGAAUUCUGAGUUCUAGUUUCUUCUAAGUGAGGAAAAUGUUUACUCAUUUAAAAGAUAGUUCUUACUCUUUCCUUGAUGGAGUCCCAUAGAUUUGUAUAGAUUCAUUUAAACCUUUUUUUUUUUUCCUUCUUAACAUAGCAUUUUUGUAUGAUUUUUAAGCUUAUGAUACUGGUUAUCUAUCAAUCAAAAUCCCAUCUUACACUUUAAUAGAAUGCUCUGUCCUAAGGCCAGGAUGUAUAGUAUUAACCAUAAAAACUGUUGUAAAACGGUGUUUCUUAAAAAAAGAAAAGAAAAAAAAACAACUUUUCCAACUGCUACAUUAGGAUAGAGUAGACUUUAUGUGUUUUUUUUUUAAAAGUAGGAAUUUGUUUUCUUGACUUUUACCUUUGAGAAUGUAUUAGUGAACAUUACAUUUUCAAAUAGAUUGUGUUGCAUUUGAAAGGUCUGUGUCCCAAGUUCUGUGCAUAUCCAUAUACUGGCCAAUUAACAAUUUAAGAUUAUGUGUUUAUCACGUGUCCUUGAGUGGAUGCAUGCCAUGCCAUGUUGAUCUGCCUCUCAGUUACAGUGAGAAUCUGCGCUCUAACCCACGUCUCUUAUUUUCUGCAAGGAAGUAAGCUCUCAGCCACAGCAGUUUCACUUUUCACAAAGAGCUCCUUGUCAAGGUCAGGCUGAGAGGGGACCUCCUUGCCGUCAUGGUUGCCUAGAACAGGUGAGCUGUUACAGCUGUCCCACUUACCGAGGUGGCUUCUAAAUAUGAGCUGAAUACCUUAAGAGGCCUGCUAGUGUGCCUUCCCACAAUACGGCUCAUUAGUCACCGGCCAUUUUGAUCUUCUCAACGGGGCAGAAGAGAACUGGUCAUUCUUCCAACUGCUUGGAGACUGUUGUCUCAGAUGUCCUCAUUUCAGUUCUUGCAUGCUUAGAAACGACAUAGGUAUGUUGCUUUAGUUUUCAGAAUUUUCUUUUUAAGCACCUUUAAAAAGAUGACUUAAUCACAUAAUCUUGGUAUAUGGCAAAAUAGACAGAAGUGGAGUAUCUUUGAUGCCAGGGCAGGGUCCAGAGCCCCACACAUUAGGCUAGUUCCACACUUCCUUCAGCCAGCUUCUCAGUCACACCCGAGUCACCUGCACAGGGCACUUGGUAACGCUGGUCUUUAGCAUUCAUUGUAUUCAUUGCCAGUUACCACUGUCAGUUUGAUUUGGUCUUCAUUAUUUUAAAUUCUAGGGUUUUUUUUCCACAACAGUUUUCUUUUUUAAAUUUUUAAAAAAACUACUCGUUUUUGAUCAAGUUUAUCAGUAGAUGCUGUUAUUCAUAAGUGCUUCAGUUCUAGCAAAUUAGGGUGAUUGGUACCUUUUUGCAGAUUGGAAUAAAAGCAUUUACAAUUUUUAAUUAUUAUUUUGUAAAAUUCUUGCAAUUUCAAUACUUUUAAUAUGUUAUCUCAUUUAAUAUUUCUUUACUAAAAUGGUCCUUUUCCCUAUUGUACCUCUAUUCAUUCAAGUGCCAUUUGUUCUUAAAAUGCAUCUAAAGAAAAAUGAACUAAAUUGACCUUCACACCUCAUGCAGUCAGAAAUAUUGCAAAUGAACAUUGGAGCGACAGUACCUUGAUAGACAUAAUAGUUCCCACAUAUCCCUGUACUGAGAAAGUAGUCUCCUACUAUCCUAGUCAUUUCACCUAGUGGUUAGAAUUGAACAUUUAAGACCAUAAAUUUUUAAACUCUGAUCAGGGAUUUGUAACUGUUCACUUUGGUAGUGCUGUAGGCAGCCUUUCCAAAGUGGGUUCAGGGCGCCAUUGCUGCUUGUGCUGUAUUUUGAUACACUUUGCCUUUUUCAUUUUGUAAAUUUCCUAGAAAGCCAUCUUCAGUAAGUCUCCCCUCGUCUCUUUGUAUGUAUAGUUGAUAGUCAUGGAAGUGACUCAUAAGGUAAGCCAGAACUUUGGUAGAAAAUGUGAGACUUUUGUCAUUACAUAGAUGUCAUAUUUGACAAUACAUGUAUAUUACUAAUAUAUGAAUUGAUGUUAACUAUAUCUACCAUUGGAAUUCCACUUGGAUAAAGUUGUUUCUUGAUACCAUA